AUGGUGUCUCCUCCAACAAAGAGUUUGACUCCUCAAAAACUCACAAUAGUAGUGCUGCUUCUUUUCUGCAUUACAAUUUCAUCUCCGGUUUAUGCCAACACAUUUUCUAGCAAAUUAGACCAAUCACUGAGUUCUCAGCCAACACACACUGAAAUCAAAUGUGGAUCAUGUCCUUGUGGAAGCCCAUGUGAUGAUCAACUUCUAUCACCUCCUCCACCUUCGCCGCCACCGUUAUUCCUUCCAGAUAUUUCCUCUCCAACCCCACCAGAGAGUUGUGAUGAUUCAUCGCCACUACCACCACCACCACCACCAUCAUCAUCACGGCCACCUCCAACACCGCCGCCGCCAAGGUUCAUAUAUGUAACCGGUGUGCCGGGGGAUGCAUAUGCAUACUAUUACUCUGCUGCACAAAACAGACUUGUGGGGUUGCUAGUUUUGGCUGGUUUGGGAGCACUGUCAGUCACAAUGUUAUUUGGGUGA
Glycine soja is the source of this 480-nucleotide messenger RNA. RefSeq names its product leucine-rich repeat extensin-like protein 3. NCBI's taxonomy places the organism in Eukaryota, Viridiplantae, Streptophyta, Magnoliopsida, Fabales, Fabaceae. The coding region runs from base 1 to 480 and encodes 159 amino acids. The record is from RefSeq and is a predicted model, not a curated record. The transcript has a single exon.